GCGGGGUCUCCCCGCCACAGGGGCUGGAAUGGUGGGGGCUGCUGAAGCCGCCAUCUUGGAUUCCGCGGUAGCGGAGGCGGCGGUCAGGCGCCGCUUCUGGGGAGUGGCCUUUCUCUUCCCCUCCCUCCCGGUUCGGUGGCGGCGGCUCCUCCCACUCGGGGGGGGUGGCGCGGCGGCGGUGGCAUCUACGGCCAUGGCGGCGACUACUGCCAACCCCGAAAUGACAUCAGAUGUACCAUCACUGGGUCCAGCCAUUGCCUCUGGAAACCCUGGACCUGGAAUUCAAGGUGGAGGAGCCAUUGUCCAGAGGGCUAUUAAGCGGCGAUCAGGGCUGGAUUUUGAUGAUGAUGGAGAAGGGAACAGUAAAUUUGUGAGGUGUGAUGAUGAUCAGAUGUCUAACGAUAAGGAGCGGUUUGCCAGGUCGGAUGAUGAGCAGAGCUCUGCGGAUAAAGAGAGACUUGCCAGGGAAAAUCACAGUGAAAUUGAACGGCGGCGACGGAACAAGAUGACAGCCUACAUCACAGAACUGUCAGAUAUGGUACCCACCUGUAGUGCCCUGGCUCGAAAACCAGACAAGCUAACCAUCUUACGCAUGGCAGUUUCUCACAUGAAGUCCUUGCGGGGAACUGGCAACACAUCCACUGAUGGCUCCUAUAAGCCAUCUUUCCUCACUGAUCAGGAACUGAAACAUUUGAUCUUGGAGGCAGCAGAUGGCUUUCUGUUUAUUGUCUCAUGUGAGACAGGCAGGGUGGUGUAUGUCUCUGACUCCGUGACUCCUGUUUUGAACCAGCCACAGUCCGAAUGGUUUGGCAGCACACUCUAUGAUCAGGUGCACCCAGAUGAUGUGGAUAAACUUCGUGAGCAGCUUUCCACCUCAGAAAAUGCCCUGACAGGGCGUAUCCUGGAUCUAAAGACUGGAACAGUGAAAAAGGAAGGUCAGCAGUCUUCCAUGAGAAUGUGUAUGGGCUCAAGGAGAUCGUUUAUUUGCCGAAUGAGGUGUGGCAGUAGCGCUGUGGACCCAGUUUCUGUGAAUAGGCUGAGCUUUGUAAGGAACAGAUGCAGGAAUGGACUUGGCUCUGUAAAGGAUGGGGAACCUCACUUCGUGGUGGUCCACUGCACAGGCUACAUCAAAGCCUGGCCCCCAGCAGGUGUUUCCCUCCCAGAUGAUGACCCAGAGGCUGGCCAGGGAAGCAAGUUUUGCCUAGUGGCCAUUGGCAGAUUGCAGGUAACUAGUUCUCCCAGCUGUACAGACAUGAGUAAUGUUUGUCAACCAACAGAGUUCAUCUCCCGACACAACAUUGAGGGGAUCUUCACUUUUGUGGAUCACCGCUGUGUGGCUACUGUUGGCUACCAGCCACAGGAACUCUUAGGAAAGAAUAUUGUAGAAUUCUGUCAUCCUGAAGACCAGCAGCUUCUAAGAGACAGCUUCCAACAGGUGGUGAAAUUAAAAGGCCAAGUGCUGUCUGUCAUGUUCCGGUUCCGGUCUAAGAACCAAGAAUGGCUCUGGAUGAGAACCAGCUCCUUUACUUUCCAGAACCCUUACUCAGAUGAAAUUGAGUACAUCAUCUGUACCAACACCAAUGUGAAGAACUCUAGCCAAGAACCACGGCCUACACUCUCCAACACAAUCCAGAGGCCACAACUAGGUCCCACAGCUAAUUUACCCCUGGAGAUGGGCUCAGGACAGCUGGCACCCAGGCAGCAGCAACAGCAAACAGAAUUGGACAUGGUACCAGGAAGAGAUGGACUGGCCAGCUACAAUCAUUCCCAGGUGGUUCAGCCUGUGACAACCACAGGACCAGAACACAGCAAGCCCGUUGAGAAGUCAGAUGGUUUAUUUGCCCAGGAUAGAGAUCCAAGAUUUUCAGAAAUCUAUCACAACAUCAAUGCGGAUCAGAGUAAAGGCAUCUCCUCCAGCACUGUCCCUGCCACCCAACAGCUAUUCUCCCAGGGCAACACAUUCCCUCCUACCCCCCGGCCGGCAGAGAAUUUCAGGAAUAGUGGCCUAGCCCCUUCUGUAACCAUUGUCCAGCCAUCAGCUUCUGCAGGACAGAUGUUGGCCCAGAUUUCCCACCACUCCAACCCCACCCAAGGAGCAGCCCCAACUUGGACCCCUACCACCCGCUCAGGCUUUUCUGCCCAGCAGGUGGCUACCCAGGCUACUGCUAAGACUCGUACUUCCCAGUUUGGUGUGGGCAGCUUUCAGACUCCAUCCUCCUUCAGCUCCAUGUCCCUCCCUGGUGCCCCAACUGCAUCGCCUGGUGCUGCUGCCUACCCUAGUCUCACCAAUCGUGGAUCUAACUUUGCUCCUGAGACUGGACAGACUGCAGGACAAUUCCAGACACGGACAGCAGAGGGUGUGGGUGUCUGGCCACAAUGGCAGGGCCAGCAGCCUCAUCAUCGUUCAAGUUCUAGUGAGCAACACGUUCAACAACCGUCAGCACAGCAACCUGGCCAACCUGAGGUCUUCCAGGAGAUGCUGUCCAUGCUGGGAGAUCAGAGCAACAGCUACAACAAUGAAGAAUUCCCUGAUCUAACUAUGUUUCCCUCCUUUUCAGAAUAGAACUAUUGGGGUGAGGAUAAGGGGUGGGGGAGAAAAAAAUCACUGUUUGUUUUUAAAAAGCAAAUCUUUCCGUAAACAGAAUAAAAGUUCCUCUCCCUUCCCUUCCCUCA
Messenger RNA from Symphalangus syndactylus (siamang), 2673 nucleotides. It is a transcript of the gene ARNT, whose product is annotated as aryl hydrocarbon receptor nuclear translocator. Lineage: Eukaryota; Metazoa; Chordata; Mammalia; Primates; Hylobatidae. Gene Ontology annotation, biological process: regulation of DNA-templated transcription. The record is from RefSeq and is a predicted model, not a curated record. Gene Ontology annotation, molecular function: protein dimerization activity; DNA-binding transcription factor activity. Gene Ontology annotation, cellular component: transcription regulator complex; cytoplasm; nucleus.